This is a messenger RNA of Parastagonospora nodorum SN15, 2004 nucleotides long. RefSeq lists its product as hypothetical. The transcript is spliced from 2 exons. Lineage: Eukaryota; Fungi; Ascomycota; Dothideomycetes; Pleosporales; Phaeosphaeriaceae. The coding region runs from base 1 to 2004 and encodes 667 amino acids. The record is from RefSeq and is a predicted model, not a curated record.
AUGUCUUCGGAAAACCCCACGUACGAUGCCACGGAGGAUCCAGUGGCGCCCUACAGGCUCAGCCUACUUUAUACACCAGAAGAUCCCUUGAACAAUUCCUUGCCCUCGUCCAUAUUUGCACCCGGCGAGCUUGGGGAUUUGAGAUUCCCAAAUUUUCUACCAAUGCAAGAUACCGCAGCUUGGGAAGUGGAACAGAUUGACUAUCCCUGGGAACAACGGCUUGUUGACAGGACUAGACUAGUGGAGAGUACUCAGCCGCUGGAGGAAUACACGAGGGAGGAAGGUCUUCAGGCUAUCGAGGAGUUCGACUGGUCGACGCCUGAAGAUGGAUUGGACCUCAUAGCAGCUAGUUCAGUGCCGCCCACUGAGGUCACUGCCACAGACGAAGGUGAAAAGCGUGUCGACAACCUUGAAAUUGCCGCUAUCGAUGGAGGAGAGAGCACCGAUGCGAUCAUUGAGCCUGAAGCGACUCACCGCGCCAUCGUUGGUCAGACGGAGAGUGAACCGACCAAAACCACAUCAUCCAUUGCCUCGCUGGAUCCGUUGGACCUGAGUGCAGUACGCGAAAAAGAUCAAGGAGUACACGGCUACCAGUCGUGGGAUUCGCAAUUACAAGAAGCGGCACAUGCAGGAGCCACCAACAGUACAUCUGAGAUACUACCUACAGGAUAUGGAGGAGCUGAAGUACUUGAGCAAGAGCCAUCACAAGCACCAUCACAAGCACGACCAGCGUCCACAGGUUCGGCACAUAGGGAUGUUUACGACACGAUAACAACGCCAUCAAACACUUCUGGCGAGCAACCUCCGCCUCUAGGUGGAAACCUAGAUGCUGGCACGACCAUAUUGGCCUCGGAUGAAACUGCCUCGAAGUCAUCGGCGACACCACCAACCGAGAGUGCGCUUGAGCAUGCUGAUGCCAGUGAUAUCCCUCUACUAAUCCCGAUGACUGAAGGUAUACUUAAACAAGAGACCACGCCGAAUCCCGAAGAACAAGCUCCACUCAGGGAGAAAAGCAAGACGAGCGGCACUUCCAAGUCGAAGGCCACGUCUCGCAACUCCCUGAAGAUUUCAUCAACCACCAGGCCCGCUGCACCGCUCAAGCGUCCUAAAGCGCUGAAGACCCCCCAGGAGGUCCCAAGAGAACGCUUUGGUGAGACAUCUGAUGGGAUCAUACAACAUGACACUAACAAAACAGCCUCAGCGGAGAUCUACUUCGAGGAAGACACACGACCUUUAAACAGCCCAAUCGACGCUCGCACCCGCCGUGAAGAAAUCCAAGCACCCCUCAACGAUGACGAAGAAGAUGUGCAAGAGCGCCUCACCGACACGUCCGAGACAAAGGCCUACCAACGCCCGCCCCGCAACCCCGUUUCGAACCGCGAACUCGCUGCCUUGGGCUCGACAUUCACGCCAGGCAUGCAUCUCGGCCUCCACCACGGGCAGUCGAAGCGUGCGCGCCAGUCCAUAUCAACGCGUGACAGUUCCAGCUCAUCCGACGUCGAGAUAACGAGUGUCAAGAAGAAGAAGCGCGACGCUCCAGCUCGCAGCAAGAAGCCGAAGCUCGAGCGCACGCAAGCCGAGAUCGAGCACAGCGAGGAGGAACACAGUGAUUUGUUCCCCGCGCCCAAAUACGCGGCGAAGGGCAGGAAACUCCCCGCGGACAAGCGCACUGAUACAAGGUUGCGCGCGUCCUCGCCGCACGCGUCGGACGUCGAAGAGAAGCCCAGAACCAAGCGCAAUAGCCUGCUCAAGAACACGCUCAUGCCCUCAGUCCCGGUGAAGAACAAGUUCGGCUUCUCGCCGCGCAAGCCGAGGACUAGUGGCAUGCCUGCCAGCGCGAAAGGCAAUGUGAGGAGUAAAGGCAAGGGCAAGAAGGCAGACAAUGCCGCGGAGGAGAGUACCAGAACGCCGCUGACGAGGCGCAAGUCGCAGCAGCUAGAGAAGGAGUCGCAGCGACAAGAAAAGGACGCGAAUAUUGGGAAGAGAUUGAGGAGCAAGGAUUAG